This is a messenger RNA of Pelodiscus sinensis (Chinese soft-shelled turtle), 2006 nucleotides long. The record is from RefSeq and is a predicted model, not a curated record. Lineage: Eukaryota; Metazoa; Chordata; Testudines; Trionychidae.
ACGUGCAAAACUGAGUAUCAGCUGUGGCUGCCCUGGCCACGUGGGGCUCGAGGGGUGGGUUUUGGAAUCUGCUCAGUGCUCACAACUGAUAAAUUUGCAGGAGUGACAGAAGUCCGCGAGAACUUGGGCUCGACAAACAGAAGACAGUAAACAGGAACACUGUCGAGAAUGAGCCCACCACAAGAUAAGAGUGGAAACACCUACAGUAAGGAGCCCCUUGUGAAGUGCCUUCAAGCUAAGAAAGACUUGGAGACAGCUAUUGCUGGAAUUGUCAAGGCUGAACAACAAAUUAAAGUCAACUGGAGAGAGGUCAAAGCUCAGAUUCACAGCUGCAUCAGUCGUCAUAUGGAAUGUCUGCGCAGUCGUGAAGUUUGGCUGCUUGAACAGGUAGAUCUGAUUCAGCAGCUCAAAGAGGAAACCUUACAACAGCAAACACAUCAACUUUACUGGUUGCUGGGACAGUUCAAUUGUCUUAUUCACCAACUGGAACACCCCCAUAGUAAUGAUCUAGUCAAUCAGAUUUCAGUGUGCCUGGAGAGAUUUGGCAGUCUAACUCUCAAACCAGAAGAGUCUUCAAACUUGAACUUUGAGGCUGAUGCAUCUUUUCUUCGCCAGGCUAUCAUGUCCUUUGGCUCAAUUAAAACCCUUCAAACUCCUGAGAGAGUGUGUGCUCCUUCUCCUUGGAUGUCGGUGCAGAACUGCCCACUGGCCCAGCAUGAGCAACAGAAACUGUUGUCUGGAAUAUUGGGUUCCUCACUCAGUGACUGGCUACUUGGAAGCAAAUCUUCUAGCAUUUGCCGUGCUCCAUAUGUUCCCAGUGCCAACCCUGAUGACUGGCUUAUGAAAAAACAUGUACCAGAAAUGAGCCAGGAUUUAAACUCUUCCAAAGUCUGUUACUUUGAGGAAGCCUGGGGAAGUCUGAAAGAUUUGGAAAACUGGCUCCUGCAGAAUCAGCAAAGAGAAGAAGCUUCUGAAAAAAUAGAUCCUCAUAAGCACAAGAGCUCCAAUUCCAUUCCCUGCUCCUCCUUUUCCACUGAAAAGACGGAUGAACUGGAGUUGCUUGAGCAAGAAGAGAUGGACUUUUCUGACUGGCUACUUGCUCCUUCUGACACAGAAAAUGGAAGUAGUGCCUCAGAAGAGAAAUGGGAGUGCAUGUUUAAACCUUUUAGGGAGGAAUAUAACAUAAAUGAUUGGCUUCCCAGAGCUGACUCCUGCACUAACUGUCAUGGCAACCAGGCCCAGGGUGUAGAGAUAGAGAACCUUGGAAAUCUUAAGUGCCUGAAUGAGCAUCAGGAUGUGAAGAAAUCACCCAUAGUAUCCACUAAUAAUGUCUGGCUUCUGCAGCACCCACAGACUCCAUUUAAAGUGCAAGACGUGUGCAAAGCAAAUGAGCCGUGCACUAGCUUUUCAGAUUGUGUGUGUGAUGAAAGCUGUGAAAAGGAAGCUCUGUGUAGAUGGCUCCUGAAGAAAGAGGGGAAGGAUAAAAACGGCAUUCCAGUAAGCCAGACGCCUGUAGUGAACCCUGAGCCAGAGAAGACUAAAUCUGCUGUCAACAUCUGGCUUCAUCCCUCCAGUCAGUUUACAGAGGCGUCUGCUACUACCACAGUGAAAUUGGAUAGUUCAGUGAAGGUUAUAGAACCUCUGAAGGCAUUGCUUGAGAGUCCAUUGACAACUUGGCUAGUCAAAUCAGAGCACAAAGCAGCAAGCACAGAAGAAAAGGCAAAAAGAGAGAAGUCAGAAGUUAGCUUUAAAAGUCCCUUUGUAGAGCUCCUGGCCCCGUUCCACCUUCCUCUGAAUGUCAAUAGUUGGGUGUUUUCCUCAGAGAAUAUAGAAAACAUCAGCCAGCCUCCAGUGGAAGAUAAAUGGCUGCUACGCAAGAAGGCACAAGACUAUGGGCUUCCUACAGUUUGUGAUCUUUUUGCCUGUAUGAAACUGAAUGGUGAUAGAGAAAAGUGGCUGUACCAGACUCCUUUACAGAAGUAAAGAAACUGAAGAAAUAAAACAAG